AUGACUGAAGAGUUCAAGGUAGGAAAGGCAAGAGCCCUACUGACCCUAGAAGGAAGCAGAGAUCCGAGAGUCAGUCAAGCAGGAAUACAGCUGAGAUCAGGUCGGAAGUGGGCUGUGGAUAAGGCAGUGGAUGAAGCGAAGAGUAGACUCAGGCACAGUGAUAUAGUUGGCGUCGUGGCACAAGGCAGACUAGGACUAGGUGCAGGGAAGGUGGCAAGCCAGAGAUGGGGCACGGCGGGCCCUAAGGAAAGAAGGGACAUGGUACAGAGGGAAGUAAGAAGGAAGGAGGAGGAAGGAAGGAAAUCACUAGCUGUGAGCCAAGGAGUGCAGGGCGCCUGGACUAAGUGGGAGGGAGUGAGAAGUAGAUGUGUGAAGUGGAGUGACCUGUGGAAGUGUGAACCACUGAGAAUCCAAUUCCUCCUCAGAUCAGUUUACGACCUCUUACCCACUCCAGUGAACCUGAAGAGAUGGGGGAAGGAGAAGGAGGAGAAGUGUCAGCUAUGUGAGAGGAGAGGAACGCUAAGCCAUGUUCUGUCAAGCUGCCCGAUCGCCUUAGGUCAGGGGCGAUAUAGAUGGAGACAUGACCAGGUACUGAGAGUGCUGGCAUGCACACUUGAGGAGGAGAGAACCAAGAAGAGAGGGAAGAACAGGAAAGGGCCGAAGUUCAUAGGGUUUGUCAGAGAAGGAGAAGGAGAGAAGAGGAAGACAGGUACUAAAGACAGAGAGAGAGGCAUCCUGCCCACAGCUAGUGACUGGAAUCUCAGAGUCGACUUAGACAGGAGACUGGUAUUCCCAGAGGAGAUAUCCAGCACAAACCUGAAACCGGAUGUAGUGCUGUGGUCUACUCAGACAAAGCAGAUAGUCCUAGUGGAGCUAACUGUCCCGUGGGAGGAGAGAAUAGAGGAGGCGUAUGAAAGGAAGGCCUUGAAGUACCAAAACCUACUGCAGGACUGUGUAGAGAAAGGGUGGAGAUCGUGGUGUUUUCCCAUAGAGAUAGGAUGCAGAGGAUUUGUGGCGCAGUCAGCCUGGAGAGCGCUAGGGACGCUAGGAAUAGUGGGGAAACAACGACGAGAUACGGUCUCGAAGAUGGCAGAGACAGCAGAAGUGGCAUCACGCUGGGUGUGGAGAAACAGACAGAGCAAGUGGAAACCAACAACCCCCUGA
Molecule: messenger RNA, 1164 nt
Organism: Branchiostoma belcheri (Belcher's lancelet)
Lineage: Eukaryota; Metazoa; Chordata; Leptocardii; Amphioxiformes; Branchiostomatidae
Exons: 1
Coding region: 1-1164 (387 amino acids)
Source: RefSeq, a predicted model, not a curated record